AUGAUCUUAAAUACAGUAAUUUCUAUAAACGACAAGAAAUUUAAUAAUACUCGAUAUAACACAGGAUUAAGAGAAAAACCAGAUGAAGAUUUGGAGAUUCUAUACUGCACAUUUACAGAUAUUACAUCCAAAAAAGAAGGUGGCGCCAUUUGUUUGAAAAGUUAUCGAUAUUCUCUUUUUACAUUUUGCUGUGGGUUUUCGUUAUGUGCAUCUCAUACAGCAGGUGGCGCAGUUUAUCUCAAUUGCUACUCUUACCUUGCAUACAAAACGUGUUUUUACGGAUGUCUCGCUCUAAACUCAGAUCAAGCCGUUCACUCCGACGUGAGAAAAUAUGCACGAGAUGAAGCAGCCGAUAAUACCUUUAACCUAACAUUCAUUUGCCAAUGUUCUCCAAAACAAUCACAAGGACAGAAAAGAGCUGUUUUUUUAACAGGCGGAAUGCAAAUUUUUCUUAAUUCGAACUUCACCAACAACCACGUUCGCGAAGAAUCAUCUGCGAUGAUUACUUCAUAUCCAACAAUUUUCAACUUGAAAUUUUGCGAAUUUACGAAAAGCAGUGGAACUAACCUCAUUUGGAUUCAUUUGAUUGAGGAUGGCUUCACGCUGAGCUACUGUAAUAUAUAUAACAACACUUUAGCUGUUAACAAAUCUUCUUCUGUGGUUGUUAUCGAACAAUCAAGAGCUGUGUUCACCAGAUUCAUAUUCUUCGAUAACCAGUGUUUCCACUGCAUGGAAGGCACUUACCAGGUAUUUCUCAUUGAAUGUUCGUUUGAUUUCCAAUUUGAACAAGCGAUAUUUGGCGAACUAAAGGUUUCGGACAAAGGCAGUAAGUUUAUGACGGCUGGUAGAAAGUAUAAACUUAAAUUUGCUCCAACGUGGGACUGCUGGGCCAUUGGAUCAGCCUCCCCACGUGCAACAAGCAUUUUAAUACAUAUACUCAAUCCACAGAACUCAUCUACAUCCUUGAUUAUCGUUAUUCUUGUUUUAAUUGUUGGCGGAAUUGUUGGAUUCGCAAUUUGGUUUAGUCAAAACACAUUCAUCAGGGAUCUUGAAGAUUUAGAGCCAAUUAAUAUUGAGAAUUGA
Molecule: messenger RNA, 1083 nt
Organism: Trichomonas vaginalis G3
Lineage: Eukaryota; Parabasalia; Trichomonadida; Trichomonadidae
Exons: 1
Coding region: 1-1083 (360 amino acids)
Source: RefSeq, a predicted model, not a curated record